Molecule: messenger RNA, 1340 nt
Organism: Hordeum vulgare subsp. vulgare (domesticated barley)
Lineage: Eukaryota; Viridiplantae; Streptophyta; Magnoliopsida; Poales; Poaceae
Product: chromatin remodeling protein EBS-like
Exons: 5
Coding region: 142-876 (244 amino acids)
Molecular function (GO): chromatin binding
Source: RefSeq, a predicted model, not a curated record
CUCGGCGUUUUCGAACCAAAAAGGCCGAGGCUCUGUUUGGAGGGGUACUAGACAACAGGAACUUUCCCCAUUCCUUCUUCAAACCCUAGCUCUCCGCUGCCCGCCCCUCACGCCUCUCGCCGUCGCCGUACCGCCGCGCCCAUGGCUAAGACGCGCCCGCCCAAGAGGAUACUCGAGUCCUACACCAUCAAGGGGUCCGACAAAGUCAUCAAGCCUGGGGACUGCGUGCUAAUGAGAUCAGCUGAUACAUCAAAGCCACCAUAUGUGGCAAAAGUUGAGUCCAUCGAGGCAGCAGGGUCUCGAGGCACAAAUGUGAGAGUACGGGUUCGAUGGUACUAUCGUCCAGAAGAAUCGAUUGGUGGGAGGCGACCAUUUCAUGGUUCGAAAGAGGUAUUCCUCUCUGACCACUAUGAUGUACAGAGUGCUGACACAAUAGAGGGAAAAUGCAAUGUCCACAGCUUCCGUAGCUACACAAAGCUUGAUUCUGUCAAUGCCGAGGACUUCUUCUGCCGCUUUGACUACAAAUCAGCAUCUGGCAGUUUUGUGCCCGACCGUAUUGCUGUGUUUUGCAAGUGUGAGAUGCCGUACAAUCCUGAUGACCUUAUGAUCCAAUGUGAGGAAUGCUCCGACUGGUUUCAUCCUUCUUGUAUUGGAAUGACCAUUAAAGAAGCAAAGAAACGAGAACACUUUUUCUGCCAGAGCUGUACCGAUGAAAAUGGGAAGACAACUGAGAAUUCUCAUGAAGCCACGUCACAGUCAGAAGAAAAGCUGUUGGCUUUGGAGCUAUUCGCUGACCAAAUGAAGAACCUCGGCAGUUUGUUCCGUCGCAGCAGCUUCUUGGCCGCACUGAGCCUUGAUCCAGCUAGAGCAGUUUGAGCUCCUCGGUGAUCUUGCCAAUCACAAGCUGUCGGUCACCUUGGCGCCCUGGUUGUUGGCCGGAUGCCGGUCAUAGAACAUCUUACAUCACGUCGUUUUUUUUAAAUGUUGACAAAGUACAAAGCAGGGACCCAAACGGGUCUGAUCCUAGGCAGCGAGGCCAAAGGAAAGAAGAAGCUGAGCGGAAAAGAAGAAAAGAAAAGGGACGCAGAACUGGACGCUGAGGUCGUUGAUGACGCGGGAGUAGUUGCAUGGUCUCGUUAGUGGUGUUUGUUAGAGAUAUAGUUGGUAGUUAGAGAUUGUCCGGGUUAGUAUUUCCAUUUUAACUGUGGAAGAUGUCUUGUCUUUGAAGUUUUGUACUCAAUAUAUAUCCGUAUCAAUAAUACAUUCACCGCAUUAUUAUUGAUACAUUCACCGCAUUACUCCAAUUGAGGUUCAAUAAUACAUUCACUGCAUUACUCCAA